AUGGGUAACCGACGGCAAAGUUCACUACUUGCUGCUCAGCGCAUCCGAUCGCAGUUGGCGUCGGACCAGGAAGUGGCCGGCGACGGUGGGACGCACAAGACCCAGGCUGCUGUCCCAGGACGCGCCAUUCCGAAGAGACGCGCUUUGAGCGACGCGUUACCCCAACAAGAGCCUCUGUCUCGCCCCCUCCAACACGUCGACAAACGACCGAGGCCCGGCACGAAGUCAGCAGCUCUGGGGCUCAAGUACACUUCCAGCUUGCAAGAACGCCUCUUUGGCGUCGAAGGCGACAAGACGCAGGCGUACGCUUGCCAAUCCCCCUCCACCACGCGCCUGCACUCAACUCUUUACCACCGGCCGCUGCUCCUCGUCGGAGACACUGGCCAGAGAGGCCGAUCUGGCCUCUUGACUUGGUUCGACAGCGUCAGCGAUCAGCGACUGAUGCCAUGGCGAAAACCAUUCAACCCCGAGCUUUACGGCGAUACAGCCGAGUCACGCGACGCACUCUCCGUACGGGCGUAUGAAGUUUGGAUUUCGGAGAUCAUGCUUCAACAGACCAGGGUUGCGGUUGUCAAAGACUACUGGACGCGAUGGAUGAGAAAAUGGCCGACGAUAGUGCAUCUAGCUGCGGCCCAUGAGGACGAGGUCAUGGCCGCAUGGCGAGGGCUUGGGUACUACAGCCGUGCGAAGAGGAUACACGAGGCGGCCAAGACCGUAGUUCAACAUCCAACGCGGCGCGGACUACUGCCUCAGACCGCCAAGGAACUCGAGGACGAGAUGCCCGGCGUGGGCCGUUACACCGCAGGCGCAAUAUCUGCCAUCGCCUUUGGGAAUGCGGAUUGUAUGGUUGACGGCAAUGUCCUGCGCGUGCUUAGCCGCCAGUUGGGAAUCCUAGGCAAUGUCAAGUCUGACAAGGCCGUCAUCGACCUGCUAUGGGCUGCCGCGCGUGCUCUUGUCGAGGUCAAUGCAUCAGAGCAUUCCGAGGUUGACAAGGAGACGGGCAAGGCUUUACCAAGUGAUGUGCCGGGGCGAUGGGGCCAGGCUCUGAUGGAGCUAGGCAGUACCAUUUGUAGCCCCCAGCCAAAUUGUGUGGCUUGCCCCAUCAACUUCACAUGCCGAGCCUUCGAGGAGGGCAGGACCGUGGCAGUCAUGAAAGGCUUUGGCUCAGACAACCCUCACGAUACUGCUGGAAUGGUGGACAUGGAAGACAUCUGCAGGAUCUGUUCCGACUGGAGCGCCCAAGCUCUCGAGGAUGUCACUGGGGACCCUGUUGUGGAGGACAAAGACCGACCCAGGCGUCCAGCCAAGAGAUCCGAGCGGACUCAGAAACCGUCCCCAACCCCAACGCGCUCCCCAAGCCUACCUGGGGGCAAAGGUCAGCGCGAUCAUCAGCAUCCACUUUCGUCUCGGGCUGUUGAGGUUGUCAUUUCUCAUGCCAAGAGAUUUCCCGUCAAAAUUUCGAAGAAGGCUAUCCGAGAGGAAGAGACUGUCGUCUGUGCCGUGAGGCGCACUAGUGACGGCUGCUAUUUGAUCCAGAAACGUCCAGAAAAGGGGCUUCUCGCCGGACUGUGGGAACUCCCAAGCCAUGUACUGCCCGUUCUCGGGACUGGCUCUACGGCGAGUAGGAGGCGGAUUGCACGGGAAUUUGUUGCAGGGCUCUUCCAACCGACAGAUGGCAAGAGGCAGGCUAGCGUCAAGUACAUUGGUGACUUGGGGAGUGUCCCGUGGGUCUUUUCGCAUCUGAAAUUGACUAUGCACGUCCACAGCUUCGAGAUUGAGGACAGCCCGGCCGCGAUAGUGCUGGCCGAAAGAACACGGUGGGCAGACCGAGCAAGCGUGGAGGAGGAGACUAUGGGGACCGGCAUGCGUCACUGCUGGAAGCGUGUUGUCGCUGGUGACAGUGGGUGA
Messenger RNA from Diaporthe amygdali, 1908 nucleotides. RefSeq lists its product as uncharacterized. NCBI's taxonomy places the organism in Eukaryota, Fungi, Ascomycota, Sordariomycetes, Diaporthales, Diaporthaceae. Gene Ontology annotation, cellular component: nucleus. The record is from RefSeq and is a predicted model, not a curated record. Bases 1 to 1908 code for a protein of 635 amino acids. The transcript is spliced from 4 exons. Gene Ontology annotation, molecular function: adenine/guanine mispair binding; 8-oxo-7,8-dihydroguanine DNA N-glycosylase activity; purine-specific mismatch base pair DNA N-glycosylase activity. Gene Ontology annotation, biological process: base-excision repair; mismatch repair.